AUGAACCGAGCGCUGCAGAUGGCGUGUGUAGAGGCAGAGACCUCCGCUCGCCUCUCCCGUCGAUUCGUCGCCAACAUCAGCCACGAGCUCCGCACGCCCCUCAACUCGGUCGUCGCCUUCAACUCGCUCCUCCUAGACGCCGACGACCUCAACCCUGUCCACCGCGAGUACGUCAAGUCCUCCCUCACCUCAGCCGAGGCCCUGUUGGGCAUUAUCAACCAGGUGCUCGAGUACGCGCGGCUUGAAUCGAAGGCGGACGGCAUCGAGCUUACGGAGAAGCCCUUCUUCCUCGCCGACCUCUGCGACGAGCUGUGCGACAUCCUGACGGCUCGCGUCAACCUCCGCAAGGUUGACUUUGCUAUCGAGCUCUGCACGGAGUACAAGGGGGGGAGCGUGCCCUGCCUCUACGGCGACAGUUUCCGUAUCCGCCAGUGCCUCAUCAACAUCUGCGACAACGCCGUCAAGUUCGCCAAGGACGAGGGCGGGCAGGUGGUGCUGAGAAUCGAGCUGCUCGAGGAGGCGCCUGAUGGCUCCGCGUUCUUGAGCAUGGAGGUCUGGGACAAUGGGGAAGGGAUUCCUCAAGAUCAGCAGGACCUUCUCUUCAAGCCCUUCUCCCAGGUU
Messenger RNA from Guillardia theta CCMP2712, 621 nucleotides. RefSeq lists its product as hypothetical. The record is from RefSeq and is a predicted model, not a curated record. Gene Ontology annotation, molecular function: phosphorelay sensor kinase activity. Lineage: Eukaryota; Cryptophyceae; Pyrenomonadales; Geminigeraceae. Gene Ontology annotation, biological process: signal transduction. The annotation marks the transcript as partial. The transcript is spliced from 2 exons.